CACAACACUUGCUCCCCCCGCUAACUCACUCAUCCCGCACUUCACUCACAAUGACCGUCAUGGACAUUCAGAUCACCCAAAUCAAGCCAGAGCCUCACACGCUCCCCACUCCACCAUACUCCCCUUCUCCCGAGCAGCGCGCCGUCGCUUCCUCAUCCGUCGUCCUCCUCAGCGACCUCCAGUCGUUCUACCAAUCCCGUUCCGUAUGGGUCCACCGCACUCGUGCAGCCCUCGAGCUCGCUCUCGUCUCGCAGGGUAGAGCCGCGCUCCCCGCGCCUAUCCCCGCACUCGCACUCGCUGCUCCCCAACCCCUCCAGCCCACGCCACCCACUUCCGACGAUGAGCACGAGCACGAACACGAACUAUCAGACCCUCGCGUUAAAGCCGAGCCCUCUUCCCCGCCACCGAUCGGCAGAUCAAGCGCACAGUCUCGCUGGCUCCAGCGCAAGAAGAGCUUCAAGCUCAAGCUGGAGGGCAUCCAGCCCUCGCCCCUCGCACGCCGCAAGCGUUCGAGACGCAACCCAAACGCGCCUUCUGCGCACGAGACAAGCACCCGCCUUCUCGACCUUUUCGGGCAGCUCAUGGAGGCACGCAUGGAAAGUUGCAACCGCGUCCAUCGGCUGGUGCAGCAAGCACACCGGCCAGACGCCGUUUACUGCUGA
Molecule: messenger RNA, 662 nt
Organism: Stereum hirsutum FP-91666 SS1
Lineage: Eukaryota; Fungi; Basidiomycota; Agaricomycetes; Russulales; Stereaceae
Exons: 1
Coding region: 51-662 (203 amino acids)
Source: RefSeq, a predicted model, not a curated record